AGGCCGCUCCGUUCUCCCCCUCCGGCAAGUCGAAUCGCGUGACCCCCAACUCCGUCGACGGCUCGAUCGAUCUCGGCAAACCGCCCCCCUCCCCGUCUCCGGCGACGCGGCAGCGGAUCGCGCCGGCAGCGAAGGCGCGGGGAAGAGAUGGACGCGGAGCUCCUGGAGCUGCAGCGGCAGCUGGAGGCGGCGCAGAGCGCGCGGUCGAGCGUGCGGCUGUCGGAGCGCAACGUGGUGGAGCUCGUGCAGAAGCUGCAGGAGCGCGGCCUCAUCGACUUCGAGCUCCUCCACACCGUCUCCGGCAAGGAGUACAUCACAUCCGACCAUUUGAAGCAUGAGAUUAAGGUGGAGAUCAAGAAGCGAGGGCGCGCAUCACUAGUCGAUUUAUCAGAUACCCUGGGGGUGGAUCUUUACCAUAUUGAGAGGCAGGCACAAAAGGUCGUCACGGAGGAUCCGGCCCUGAUGUUGAUCAACGGGGAGAUCAUGUCACAGUCUUACUGGGACACUGUGACGGAAGAGAUAAAUGAGAAGUUGCAAGAGCGCAGCCAGAUUGCCUUGGCUGAGAUUGCUGCACAGUUACACAUUGGCUCAGAGCUAGUCCUCAAUAUUCUCGAGCCUCGGCUUGGAACUAUUGUGCAAGGAAGGCUAGAAGGUGGCCAGCUAUACACUCCAGCAUACGUCUCACGAAUUACUGCCAUGGUCCGUGGUGCGACAAGAGGUUUAACAGUUCCGACAAACUUGCCAUCUGUCUGGAACUCCUUGCAGCAACAGCUCCAAGAAAUGCACGGUGCUAAUGGAGUUUCAGUGGAAGGUUCAUUCUUCCAGUCCAUUUUUGUUGCCUUGCUAAAAGAAGGUGCUGUACUUGGGUCUGUCCGUGCCGGAGUACAUUGGACACCAGCUGUAUUUGCUCAUGCUCAAAAGGAAAGCGUUGAUGCAUUUUUUUCACAGAACUCUUAUAUUGGGUACGAAGUGCUUCAGAAACUCGCAAUUCCCCAGCCUAAACAGUACUUAGAGGCCAGAUAUCCAGAUGGCAUUGCACUGGAGGCUGUUUUUGUACAUCCUUCUGUUGUCGAUAUGCUAGAUGCUGCUGUGGGUGACGCAAUUGAGAACGGACAAUGGAUUGAUUCUCUUUCGAUCCUUCCAUCAUAUAUCAGUGGCCCUGAUGCAACCAAGAUAUUGUCUCUUUGUCCAUCUUUUCAGAAGGCAGCCAAGUCUUCAAAAGCAGUGCUUUUUGGAGAAUCAUGUGUCUUCAGCAAUGUGUUCAUUAAGGGUAUUUUUGAUCAACUUGAGAAAGAGAUUGGCUCCUUUGGUAUCAAACAUAGUGCUGGUGGUCAAGGAACUCCCGUGAAUAUGAAUUCAAGUAGUGAGCAUAGGGCAGGAUCUGUCCAGCACUCGGACACAAAAGACUUUGGUGAUAAUGACGCCAGCGGUACAGGUGCUUCAUCGGACAGAGGACCAAAGAAGAAACGAGGAAAAGCGACGGGGUCUGCCAAAGGCGGAGCAGUUGAGAAGGAUGAUGAUGAAGAAAUCAUCCCUGUAAAGGGCAAGAAAGCUCAUAGGAAAAACAAGGACGCUGGUUCUUCAGGUGAUGCAAAGCGCGGUGGUAAAAAGGCACCAGAGAAACCAAAAGAGGAGAACACAAAUAUCUUCCCCGAUGAGUUGAUAGAGCAAAAGGUUUUGGCUGUUGCUCCGGAGUUAGAAGAGUUGGGAGGCUCAGACGACUUAAAUGGCCCUAUUAAAUUAUUGUCCUCUCACCUGAGGCCAAUGCUUAUUGAUGCAUGGAAGAAGAAAAGGAACACCAUGCUGUCAGAAAAUGCUGAAAGGAGGCGAAGUGUACUUGAUAAUCUGCAAAAGCAGCUAGAUGAGGCUGUCCUCGAUAUGCAACUCUAUGAAAAAGCUCUAGAUGUGUUUGAGGAUGAUCCUGCUACCUCUGGCAUAUUACACAAGCAUCUGCUAAGAACUAUGGGUACUCCAAUAGUCGACAAGAUUUUAUCUAGUCUGGAUAGGGACAACAAAUUGAAGAAUGGAAUGGAGUAUGAAGACAGUGAAGAACAGCAUGCUCAGCUGAGCACUACUGACCGCACUUUUCUGGCAAAGGAUCUUCCAGGGCAAUUGUCAUCGAAGGCUCAAGCUUUAGUUGAAGCACUGGAGGGAAAGCGGUUUGACUCAUUUAUGGACGCCUUAAGAGAUACAGCAGAGGAAAGUGGCUUGUUAUUUAAGAAGCUUGAUAAAAGACUUGAGCGAUCAAUGCUGCAUUCCUACCGCAAGGAUUUGAUAGCACAAGUUUCUUCAGAGACUGAUCCAGUUUCCUUCCUCCCAAAAGUCGUUGCUCUACUUUUUCUCCAGGCACACAACAAGGGUCUUCAGGCACCUGGAAGGGCUGUUGGUGCUGUCAUCACACUACUGAAGGACAAGCUACCAGCUUCAACCUUCAAGGUUUUAACUGAAUAUCACGCCACUACCGUGAAAGUUCUUGCACUACAAGCUGCUGCCACGGGUGAUGAUGAUGAUUGUGCAUCGGACCGGAUGCUGGAGAAGAAGGAAGACCUAGAAGAGAGGCUGAUGCCAGAACUGAAAUCCCUGGCCCUCGGCACGACCAAAGAGUGAGCAGCAAACAUUGUGUGCAUGGUGGUGCGCCAUGCCCUCGUGUAAAUACACAGACCUCUCUAUAUAUCGUCGGCACUGGAGCUAGGGAUGCAAGCAGCCACCCUGCGAUACUCGGUCAACUCAGCGCACUCAUCAACUGAAUCUAGUUUAGCAUGUCGGUUGCAUGUUUGCGCCGUGAGCUCAUUUGUUGCCCUCUGGCGUCGCAAUUUCUGAAUGAAAAGGAAUCCUUCUGUGUAAUACACCGUGUACAUUCUAGGGGGUCGUGUGACAGCAGAAUCAACUUCUUAAUUUUUGACGAGCAACCAAAUACCGACUGACAUCAUGUAUUGAGGUAUAAACACCUUGAAACUCUGGUAGUCCUUUCCGAACAUUGACUGCAAGCAAAUAUUUGUCGAGAACCUUUUA
Triticum dicoccoides is the source of this 3012-nucleotide messenger RNA. Its product is annotated as E3 UFM1-protein ligase 1 homolog. Lineage: Eukaryota; Viridiplantae; Streptophyta; Magnoliopsida; Poales; Poaceae. Gene Ontology annotation, biological process: regulation of proteasomal ubiquitin-dependent protein catabolic process; response to endoplasmic reticulum stress; protein K69-linked ufmylation. Bases 148 to 2607 code for a protein of 819 amino acids. The transcript is spliced from 20 exons. Gene Ontology annotation, cellular component: endoplasmic reticulum membrane. Gene Ontology annotation, molecular function: UFM1 ligase activity. The record is from RefSeq and is a predicted model, not a curated record.